UGUGUUCUAUAAUUUGCACAAAAAUCCGUUAUUUAGUGAAAUAAAAUAUUCUUCGUUUGAAACGUGUUUUCGUACAUCUUAUGAAAAAACAAAGCCAAAUCUGAAAUUCAUAUGUACACUGCAAAGUAAAAUUAAUACAAAAUUUGCGAUUUCGUGUUGGAUAUUUUGGAAAUAUUUCUUCCACAAACGGUAAACAUGUAUGCCGCCGUCAAACCGCUCUCAAAGUAUUUGCAAUUUAAAUCAGUUCGCAUAUAUGAUGUGGUCUUCACUUUACACUCGAAAUGUACGGUGGUAAUAUUGUUAACUUGUUCAUUUUUGCUAUCAGCAAAACAAUAUUUCGGUGAGCCUAUACAAUGUUUGGGUAAUGACAAAUACAGUGAAUUUGUUAACUCAUUUUGCUGGACAAUGGGCACUUAUAUAUUGAAUGUUUACGAUGUGCAAGACCGCAUACCACAUGGCGACAAGUUGUUAAGUACACAGACUGGAGACGCUUCUCCAUAUAUAGCCGAAGGAAUAACCACAGAGGUUGUUGGAGUUACGGAGCGAGUGUAUUUGCGUUAUUACCAAUGGGUGAUUAUGUUACUGCUCUUGCAGUCGGUUUUCUUUUAUUUUCCUUCAUUCCUUUGGAAGAUGUGGGAAGGUCAACGGCUGAAACAAUUAUGCUCCGAAGUUGGUGAUGCAUUAGUCCCCGAAAAUACUUACGUAGAACGUUUAAGAUUGUUGCUAAAAUACUUCUCAUCCGAUUAUAAGGAGAUACACUUUUGUUAUAUGGUAAAAUGUCUCACAUGCGAAGUAUUAAAUUUCAUAAUCAGUGUUAUCAAUAUUUUAUUGCUUAACGUAUUUUUAAACGGCUAUUGGACGAAGUAUAUUGAAGCUCUUACGGCCGUGCCACUCUAUGAUUGGGACAAUUGGAAUCGAAUGACUUCGCGAAUUUUUCCCAAAAUCGCAAAAUGCGACUACUUCAUAUUUGGACCAGGUGGUUCUCAAACCAAGCGCGAUGUUUUGUGUAUCCUACCACUGAAUAUAUUAAACGAAAAGAUUUUCGGUUUUUUAUGGUGCUGGUUCCUCAUAAUGGCAGUAAUCGCUGGUUUAAAUUUGCUAUACCGUCUCUUCCUAAUGUCCAGUAGGACAUUUCGCUUAAAAAUGAUAAGCACACAGUUGCGCCCAAUGUCUACAACACAGGUGCAACUCGCUUUGGAGAACAUAAGCUUUGGUGACUGGUUUCUCCUUUUUAAAGUCAGUGUAAAUAUUAAUCCAAUGUUAUUUCGAGAUUUAAUUAAAGAACUGUACGAACAACGCAAAUUAAGAAAUAAUUUGUCUUCAGUUUAAGGACUAACCUCACUAUGAUUGACAGUACAAAUAUAUUUGUAUGUACCGACUGGAGGUACAUAAAAAUUCCAUAUUCAUAAUUGAAAAUCGUUUUGGAUUUUUAAUGAAUAGAAAAAUCAUUUUGAUAACAACUUUAAAAGGAAAAAAAUGUUGAUUUACUUUGUACCAAAUUCUAUAUAUAAACAAACAACAUUAAAGUGCCUUGUAUUAAAUUAUUUAUAAUUGUUUUGAAAUUCACUCUUGCUUGAUGCCACUAUACAGAUGCAUACGUAUAUUAGAGAGUAAGAUUUUUCUUAAACCAAUGAAUUCAAGUUAUCUCUAUCGUUUAUUGAAUAAUAAAUAUUUAUUUUUAUGUAUGAAAUUUGAAAGACGAAAAUGAAUUUAAUGAAUAAUUGAAUAAAAGUAAUUUUGAGCAAUGCUCAUAGUUGAAAAUUGA
This is a messenger RNA of Zeugodacus cucurbitae (melon fly), 1765 nucleotides long. RefSeq names its product innexin inx5 (gene zpg). The transcript has 3 exons. The record is from RefSeq and is a predicted model, not a curated record. Gene Ontology annotation, molecular function: gap junction channel activity. The coding region runs from base 196 to 1329 and encodes 377 amino acids. Lineage: Eukaryota; Metazoa; Arthropoda; Insecta; Diptera; Tephritidae. Gene Ontology annotation, cellular component: plasma membrane; gap junction. Gene Ontology annotation, biological process: phototransduction.